Molecule: messenger RNA, 1812 nt
Organism: Saccostrea echinata
Lineage: Eukaryota; Metazoa; Mollusca; Bivalvia; Ostreida; Ostreidae
Product: ATP synthase subunit beta, mitochondrial
Exons: 10
Coding region: 38-1612 (524 amino acids)
Biological process (GO): proton motive force-driven mitochondrial ATP synthesis; proton transmembrane transport
Molecular function (GO): ATP binding; proton-transporting ATP synthase activity, rotational mechanism; ATP hydrolysis activity
Source: RefSeq, a predicted model, not a curated record
CGUGACAAGUCUCCUCCGGUCUCCUUGUACUGUCGCCAUGAUGCAUGCAGCGAGAAGAGCGUGGACCGGGGUGUUUAAUGCCUCGAAAAGCGCCGUUUCAGUGUCAUCUUCAUUAAACCAGGCAAACAAAGCUGUUCCAUCAUGUUUCAUUAAUCGUCGACGCUAUGCAGCCACAGCAGAAGCAGCAGCUGCAUCAACAUCCAAAGGCCGCGUUGUGGCUGUCAUUGGUGCUGUGGUAGACGUACAGUUUGAUGAUACCUUACCUCAAAUUCUGAAUGCUUUAGAGGUCAAAGACAGACAGCCCAGACUAGUAUUAGAAGUUGCACAACAUUUAGGUGAAAAUGUUGUACGAACUAUUGCUAUGGACGGUACAGAGGGUUUGGUGCGUGGAGCACAGUGUAUUGACACAGGGUUCCCCAUCAGAAUCCCAGUGGGCAGAGGAACUCUGGGAAGAAUUAUCAACGUCAUUGGAGAACCCAUUGAUGAGAGGGGCCCAGUAAAAACUGACACUGUUUUGCCCAUCCACGCAGAAGCUCCUGCCUUCACUGAAAUGAGCGUCGAACAAGAAGUGUUGGAAACAGGAAUCAAGGUCGUAGAUCUGCUCGCUCCCUACUCCAAAGGAGGAAAGAUUGGUCUGUUUGGUGGAGCUGGAGUAGGUAAAACUGUACUGAUUAUGGAACUGAUCAACAACGUCGCCAAAGCUCACGGAGGUUACUCUGUGUUUGCUGGUGUAGGGGAGAGAACUCGUGAAGGAAAUGACUUGUACCACGAAAUGAUCACAUCUAAAGUCAUCAGUCUGACAGACGAUACCUCCAAGGUAUCACUGGUGUACGGACAGAUGAAUGAGCCCCCAGGAGCUCGUGCUCGAGUCGCCCUGACAGGUCUGACUGUGGCCGAGUAUUUCAGAGAUCAGGAGGGACAGGACGUACUGCUCUUUAUUGACAACAUUUUCCGAUUCACACAGGCAGGAUCUGAGGUAUCUGCCUUGCUGGGUCGUAUCCCAUCUGCUGUAGGAUAUCAGCCAACUCUGGCCACUGACAUGGGUAGUAUGCAGGAAAGAAUUACUACUACCAAGAAAGGAUCCAUCACAUCUGUACAGGCCAUUUAUGUGCCAGCUGAUGACUUGACAGAUCCUGCUCCUGCCACCACAUUCGCUCACUUGGACGCCACCACCGUGUUGUCCCGUGGUAUUGCUGAGUUGGGUAUUUACCCCGCUGUGGAUCCCCUAGAUUCCAAUUCCCGUAUUCUGGAUGUAAAUGUUGUAGGAGAGAGGCAUUACCGAGUAGCUCGUGGUGUCCAGAAAAUUUUACAGGAUUUCAAAUCACUACAAGAUAUCAUUGCCAUUUUGGGUAUGGAUGAAUUGUCAGAAGAGGACAAAUUGACAGUGGUCCGAGCCAGAAAGAUCCAGAAGUUCUUAUCUCAGCCUUUCCAGGUAGCAGAAGUCUUCACAGGUCAGGAGGGGAAAUACGUACCUCUCAAAGAAACCAUCACCGGAUUCGAGAGAGUAUUAAAUGGUGAAUAUGAUCACAUCCCCGAGGUAGCUUUCUACAUGGUGGGUCCCAUUGAAGAAGUAGACCAGAAAGCAGCCAGACUAGCAGAGGAACAGACCUAAGGCAGCCUUGUUGAUUCUUAAUAACUAUAGGGUGAUCUGACUUCUUAAUAUAGGGAAUAUAAUUUAUGAUUGAACAUUAGUGCUGUGAAUUGGACAACAGAGAUGUAAAAAGAUGACCAAGUGACAUAUUUUGUGAUGUAUGAAAAGUUGUAGGUCUUACAAAUCUACAAUAAACAUGUUUUGAAAAAACUGAAUAUAAA